AUGGCUGAAAUUCAGUCCCUAACGGUUCUUAUCAAACGCUUGGAAGCUGCCACUUCCCGCCUUGAAGAUCUGGCCACCUCUGGCACUUCUGCUGUUGCCGUUGCAGGUAGCCUUGGACGUGACUCAAAUGGGAAUCAACCUACCGAGCCUUCUAAUAUACUUCCCGGUGAUGGCACGGUUACCGAAACAAAAUUUUCU
Racocetra persica is the source of this 198-nucleotide messenger RNA. The record is from the annotation of a GenBank genome assembly. NCBI's taxonomy places the organism in Eukaryota, Fungi, Glomeromycota, Glomeromycetes, Diversisporales, Gigasporaceae.